AUGAGAGUAUUAGGCUAUUUAUUAGUUAUUUUAUCAUUCAUUUCAGCUAUCAACGCUCAAGGAUCAUUAGCUCAAUGUUCUUAUAAAAAUACCAAUUAUUCAUCACUUGCAAACACUGCUUCAUAUUCAGCAACCGAUUCAGCUGGCCAAUAUACCUAUUAUUGGAAUAUUUGUAGCAGAGCAUCAAAAUGUAAUACACUUAAUACUGGUAAUACUGUUGCUUGUCAAGUUAAAGGUACCAGUAAUCCAACCCCUAUUGGUAUGAUUGGUCAAGGUCAAUUCAGUGAUAGUACUCAAGCAGGUUAUGCUACCCUUUUAAAUUACAAAUCCAGUAACAACCCAUGCAGUGGUGGUAUUAUCAGACAAAUGGAUAUCUACAUUAAUUGUCUUAAAGCAGGUGGCACACAAAAGAUUUCUCAAGUUACUGAAGAAUCAAAAUGUAAAUAUGGUGUAUCCAUGGAUGUUGUUUGUGGUGGCGAUAAUAGUGGUAGUGGUGAUAACAGUGGUAGUCACGGUGGUAGUGGUGAAAAGAAAAAAGGUGGAAUUGGUGGUGGUUGGAUUUUCAUCAUCAUCUUAGUUUCAGUUGCUACUCUUUACAUUAUUGGUGGUGUUAUCUUCAAUGCCAAGGUUAAAGGUCUUCGUGGUUCCGAAAUGUUCCCAAAUAAAGAAUUAUGGGGUAAUUUUGGUGAUUUAAUUAAAGACGGUGUCUUCUUUAUCAAAGGUAAAGUCACUGGUUCACCAUCUGGAUAUCAACAAGUCUAA
Dictyostelium purpureum is the source of this 762-nucleotide messenger RNA. RefSeq lists its product as uncharacterized. The record is from RefSeq and is a predicted model, not a curated record. Bases 1 to 762 code for a protein of 253 amino acids. NCBI's taxonomy places the organism in Eukaryota, Evosea, Eumycetozoa, Dictyosteliales, Dictyosteliaceae. The transcript has 4 exons.